GAGAGAGAGAGAGCAACACGGAGUGAAAUUACAGCAAGUUCACACACUUUCAUAACAACAACAAUUCUCUCCUUUUCCAAACAGACACCCAAUAAAAACCAACUCCUCUCUUUCUACAAGACUAGGAAAAUCUUCAAAGGUUGAGAGAGAGUCUUUCUUCUAGUCCUUCGAAACAUAUUUUCCAUUUCUCCAUAUUUUGGCUCUACUUCGCAAGUACUAGUCAUGGGUGUGGAAUGUUGAACGUUGUAGCGAAAUCCGAGAGAGAAAUCUGUUUGGAGUAGCAAAAAGGAACAAUCUUUGGUGGGAUUUGUUCCUGAGAAUUGGGUUUCAACGCUUUUCCCUUUUAUUUUCGUGGGUUCUCUGUGAUUUUCUGAGCAUUGUGUUGGGUGUUUUAUAGAUUCAAGACUUCGAUUUUUGUUGGGUUUUGCAGAAGUCGAAAACCCAGUUGGGUUUUCCCAUGAUUUGCUGAGCAUUGUGUUGGGCAUUCCAUAGAUUUCAGAGUUCUCCUUUCUUAGCAUUUAUUUACAGUUAUACAUACAGUCAUGAACAUUUAAUUACUGGGUAGUUUUUUAUAUCAUUUAAGUCCUUGUUUGGUAGAGGAAUUUGUAUUAUGUUAAUUAAAUCUUAAAAGAGAUUCGCCUUGGUUUGCGUAACAGACAAAUCAUUCAAUUCUUGGAUCAGGUUUACUCUCACAGUUGUUUCACCACAUUAGAAGUUCUACCAAUUAAAAAAUCUGAGAGUCUGUUUGUUUCCAAUUGUCUUCUCCAUAUCAGCAGCAUCAAAAGUCCACAUGUUGUGUCCAUUUAUGCGUUGAAUUUGGGCAUUGGAGUCAACCAUUGUGGUAAAUUUCAAGUCUUUUGUGGUUUCCACAAUUGAUGGUGUGGACAAUGUGUAGACUAGAGAAUUGUGAUGGAAAGUGCAAGUGCAGGGAUGAAGGGAGGGGGUUUAAUAAGUUCUUGGGUGAAGGGAAGGGGGAAAGGCCCAAAUUGAUAGUUUUUCGUGGUCGCCGGAUGAAGAUGUGGAUGAUUCCUGGGAUGAUGACGAUUUUGUUGUGGACUUGUGUUGUCCAGAUGAUGGGAUUGGGUGAGGUUUUGGGGCCCAGAUUGUUGAAGGGUUGGCCUUCUUGUUUUAGUCCUUCAGAGAUGUUUUCAAAUGACAAAUUGCCUUCUCCUACACCCAGAGUUCUUCCUCCAAAAAGAAUUUAUAAGAACAAUGGUUAUCUUAUGGUCUCUUGCAAUGGAGGACUCAACCAAAUGCGAGCAGCAAUAUGUGACAUGGUUGUGAUUGCCAGAUAUCUCAAUGUCACUCUUGUUGUCCCAGAACUGGACAAAACCUCCUUUUGGGCCGAUCCAAGUGAGUUCCAAGACAUAUUUGACAUUGAUCAUUUCAUUACAUCAUUGAGAGACGAGGUUAGAAUAUUGAAGGAGCUACCACCUCGGCUCAAGAAGAGAGUUGAACUGGGAAUGUUCCACUCAUUGCCACCUGUUAGUUGGUCCAACAUUUCCUAUUACCAUAAUCAGGUUCUUCCUCUGGUGAAAAAGCAUAAAGUUGUGCAUCUGAAUAGAACUGAUGCUCGCCUUGCUAAUAAUGGGCUUCCGAUAGAGAUUCAGAAGUUGCGAUGUAGAGUAAAUUUCAGUGCUUUAAGAUUCACUCCGGAGAUAGAGGAAUUGGGCAGAAGGAUAGUCAGGAUUCUAAGACAAAACGGCCCUUUUCUUGUCCUCCAUCUCCGAUAUGAAAUGGAUAUGUUGGCUUUCUCUGGCUGCACGCGUGGUUGUAGAGAUGUGGAGGUGGAAGAAUUGACAAAAAUGAGAUAUGCCUACCCGUGGUGGAAGGAAAAAGUGAUAGAUUCCAAUCUCAAACGAAAAGAAGGUUUGUGUCCUUUGACGCCAGAGGAAACUGCUUUGACAUUAAGAGCACUGGGUGUUGAUCGUAAUGUUCAAAUUUAUAUCGCUGCUGGAGCAAUUUAUGGUGGAGAAAGGAGAAUGGCGAGUUUGGCAUCUGCAUUCCCAAAUUCGGUUAGAAAGGAGACCCUGCUUCGAUCCUCAGAGUUGAAGUUUUUCCAAAACCAUUCAUCCCAAAUGGCAGCACUUGAUUAUCUUGUAUCUUUGGAAAGUGAUUUAUUUGUUCCAACUUAUGAUGGAAAUAUGGCUAAAGUUGUAGAAGGCCAUCGGAGGUUUUUAGGGUUCAAGAAGACGAUUCUAUUAGACAGGAAGCUUCUAGUUGAUUUGAUUGAUAGACGCAGUAAUGGGUCAUUGAGAUGGGAUGAAUUCUCCUCAGUAGUUAAGGAAGCUCAUGCCCAUCGUAUGGGGAGGCCAAAGAACCGCGUUGUGAUUCCAGAGAGACCAAAGGAAGAAGAUUACUUCUAUGCGAACCCACACGAGUGUUUGCAACAGUUCACAAGUAACCAGUUGAGAAUUACAUGAUAUUGGUACCUUUUUGUUGCUAGUGGAUGGUUUACACACUGCUUAAGCGGUUUGGCCCCUUAGGUUGUGUUUGGAUCAAGGAUUUUUGGAGCAAAACGAAAAAUCCCGGAAAUAGGUUCUUUGGUUUUCUAUCAUUUCACUUUUCCUUGAACAAAAUUUCUCCAUAAAUCCUUGCUCCAAAUAUGACCUAACAUUUAAGAGUAGGAGUAGGAGUAGGAGAAUGAUUGUUCCCUGUUUGGUCAAGGGGAAACAUCAUGGGGGUUUUCCCCAACAAAUUUUUACCAUCUUUUUUACAGCAGUUACUGGGUACUGAAAUUGAUGUAUAGAAGACCACCCUGCCAUUGCAGGAAAAUUUCAAGUUGUUAUUUUUUUAGUUUUUCAGAUGGGGGUUUUUCAAUGAAUAUUCCCCGUCAGAUUAUACAUACUUUGUUGAUAUGGCUAGUCUCAUAUUUCAUUAUCUUUGCUUGGUAGUGACA
Messenger RNA from Rhododendron vialii, 2899 nucleotides. Its product is annotated as rhamnogalacturonan I rhamnosyltransferase 1-like. The transcript has 8 exons. The record is from RefSeq and is a predicted model, not a curated record. Bases 876 to 2423 code for a protein of 515 amino acids. Gene Ontology annotation, cellular component: cytoplasm. NCBI's taxonomy places the organism in Eukaryota, Viridiplantae, Streptophyta, Magnoliopsida, Ericales, Ericaceae.